Molecule: messenger RNA, 405 nt
Organism: Juglans regia (Persian walnut)
Lineage: Eukaryota; Viridiplantae; Streptophyta; Magnoliopsida; Fagales; Juglandaceae
Exons: 3
Coding region: 1-405 (134 amino acids)
Molecular function (GO): RNA-DNA hybrid ribonuclease activity; nucleic acid binding
Source: RefSeq, a predicted model, not a curated record
AUGUUGGUCAAGGAGGGAGAACCGGCUACAAUGUUAGCUGUGGCUGGCUCUUUUGGCUACAUAGCUCCUGAGUAUGCUCGCCCAACAAGAAUUAAUGAGAAGAUCGAUGUUUACAACUUCGGGAUUGAGACGGACUCUCAGUUGCUUGUCAAUUGGAUUAUUAAAGGGACUUGCAAUAUCUGGUAUCUUGAGGAUUUUUGGGAUGAAUUACAUGACUAUCUUCGUUGCAUGGAUUAUCGUAUUCACCACAUUUUUCGUGAAGGUAAUGUUGUGGCUGAUCUUCUGGCCAAGAAGGGUGCUGGAGGUUUAAACCGAGAUUGGGGGGAUGAAAGUGAUAUGCCGACUCCGUUAAAAGGGAUUCUUCGUACGGACAGGAGUGGGUUGCCUUAUAUUCGCAUCUCAUAG